Messenger RNA from Belonocnema kinseyi, 3961 nucleotides. Its product is annotated as aminopeptidase N-like. Gene Ontology annotation, cellular component: cytoplasm. The coding region runs from base 201 to 3521 and encodes 1106 amino acids. The transcript is spliced from 17 exons. Gene Ontology annotation, biological process: proteolysis; peptide catabolic process. The record is from RefSeq and is a predicted model, not a curated record. Gene Ontology annotation, molecular function: metalloaminopeptidase activity; peptide binding; zinc ion binding. NCBI's taxonomy places the organism in Eukaryota, Metazoa, Arthropoda, Insecta, Hymenoptera, Cynipidae.
CACCAUCAACAUAUACUUUAGUUGGAAGUACUAAUUGCACUCUACCUGUUCAGAACUGUUCAGAACAUCGUCGCGGAUCAAAAUCUUCUCAACUUUUUCUCUUAUUUUUUCAUUUUUUUUUUUCGUUGCUUUUUUUAUAAGUUUUGUGUUCAAGUGCAACGAAUUACGAUUUUUGUUGAAUCGUUCAGGAGCUUCCAAAAAUGAGGAGAGGCUCCGUCUUUACAUAUGCCGAAGAAGGUCGAAGGAACUCUGCCAAUAUGGCGCAGUUGGAGCUUCCACGGAACCGGACCGAAUUUGCAGUGGAUCAUAUAAAGUACAAUAGGGAGGGGGGUUGCUUCAUCUCACAUAGAAAACUCGCAAUUACUGCUCUUAUCGUCUUAAUCUGUGUAGUUGCUGCAGGAUUUGUUGGUGUCCACAUUGCUUCUUUUUCAGAGAAGAAAGCUCACGAUCCGUUGGCUUUGAUCGAAGAAGGAGAAGACAAAAUUGAAGAAUUGACAGAAAAGCACACACUUUCACCUUCUGUUUACCCUUUGAGAUACAGUAUCAGUUUGACACCGAUUUUUGUCAACCAAACAAUUUCAAAAAUCCAUGGUCGAAUUGUAAUUCAGUUUCGACAAAAUGACACAGAAAGUUUGGAAAAAUUGAUUUUAAAUGCUAAAAAUAUAAAUACGGUCAAGUACCGAUUGAUCUCAUUAAGUAAAGAGGCAGAAAAUGGUAAAAGCAGAAAAAGAAGGGGGACAGAGGAAGAUAAUAAUUCAACUACAGUUUUGGGCGAGGAGGCUGAUAAUGAGAUGAAUAGUACAACUAUGGAUAAUUUGAUAACUGGAAUUACGGAAGGGGUAGUCGGAACUUUCACAACUGAAGUGUCUGAUACAAUUACAAUUCCCUCGAACUUGGAGAAGCUGUCGGAAGGAGCAAUCGAGAACGGAACUGUCUCUCAAAGUGAUAACGAUAACGUUAAUGUUAACGUUAAAGUUAAUGAGGAUAAUAACGAGUCACUCCCUUCAGGGAGUAACAACAAUACGUCUCAAGAAAAGGGGGCAGUCGACAAAAAUGGAGAGGGGGUGGAAAUGAGAAGAGAUGAUGAAAAUCUGAUUACAGAAUUAGGCAACGACACAUCGAAAAAAACUGGAAUUAGUAAUUACGAAAUCGACCAAGUGGGUGAGGUUCAUGUUAUUCAUCCGGCAGCGCCUAUGGAAACGGGCAAUUACUCUUUGGAAAUUGAGUACGAGGUUCCAGCCAAUAAUUGUGCUAUUUCUUUUUCCAAUUUUACUGCAAGUGGCGAAUCUAGAUGGUUAAUAGCAACUCAGCUGAAACCUAUGAACUCACAUCGACUUUUUCCCAUUUUUGAUGACAUGAAAUUUAAGGCUUGUUUCUCCCUGUCUGUGUCACGUCCCAGAGAAAUGAGAGUCCUCUCGAACAUGCCACUCAAGAUGUCAAACGACUCUUUCGAUGGCCAAAUCCUCGAUAUUUUUGAAGAGACUGAACUACUCUCUCCUCACAAUUUAGCUUUUAUCGAAGGCAACAUUCAGUUUAUUGUAAAAACUGACUACGGUGAACCUAAAAUCCCAAUAAACUUUUGGGGAGAUUCAGAAAGAAAACUGGAAAUGACAUAUUUUAUGGAUAAAAUUGAUGUAGUAUUGGACAAUUUGGUCAGUUUGUUCAACAUCACUUAUCCUAUGAAGAAAAUAGACGUGAUUGGUCUCCCUAUGAUAGUAGAUGGGACGGGAAGUCCCGGAUUGAUAUCAAUCAAAGAAGAACUCUUUUAUGUUGGUGAUAAGUCAGCUGUAGUGAUAAAAAUGAAUGCCAUCAAGAAUUUAAUUCAUCGAGUUGGUGAACAAUGGUUGGGUGGAUUAGUCAACACUCAAAAUUGGACGGAUUCUUGGCUUUUGGAAGGAUCUCUUAUUUAUUUCAGCCACGCACUUCUUAGAGAAAUAGAUACGGCAUUCGACACAUCCGGUUCAUUCGAAUCAGAUGUUCAAUGGAAAAUUAUGGAUCGUGAUGGUUACAGUGUUUCAAGGUCACUUCAAUCCAAGAUACAUGCUUCCCAUUUGCAUGCUUCCGACCCUCAAGAUCAUUAUAGCAAGGGUGCAUGUCUUAUUCGCAUGUUGCAUGGCCUGAUAAGUGAAACUGCCUUUAGGAGCGGCUACCAGAAAUUCCUUAGCAGGUGGAUUUAUGGAAACGGAAAUUUGGAAUCAUUUUGGGAGGCUAUAGGGGCUCAGAACUUUUCGGAAAAUCUAGAAUUGAGGGAUGUGAUGUCUUCAUGGAUCACUCAAAAUGGAUAUCCGGUGGUUUUUGUAAACAGGAAUUACGAAAGUGAAUCUGCCACUAUUAAUCAGACCUGGUUUACGUAUGAUAAUAUCUCAACAUCGAACGAAAAAUUGUGGAAUAUCCUUAUAACUUAUGUUGAGUCACAUCGUAAUUGGACAUUUCCUACAAAAAUCUGGAUGAAAUCAGAACGCGAAAUAUCAGUUGAGAAAAUUGCUGAAAAGGACUCUUGGGUUGUAUUUAACAUUAACAGAACAGGAUAUUAUCGUGUAAAUUACGACAAAGGAAAUUGGAAGCUUUUGUCUGAGGCUCUUCAAGAAAACCACGAACAAUUUCCACCAGAGACAAGAGCAUCUCUGAUCGACGACGUGCUCAACCUUGCUCAAGCCGGUCUCACGUCUUACGAACUGGCAUUUAAUUUUCUCAAUUAUAUCAAAACAAAAGAAAGACAUUACGCGCCUUGGGCCGCUGUGACUGCUCAUUUAUUAAAAUUGAAAUUUUCCCUCUACGAGACAAUUGUUUACCAAGAUUUUCAGAUCUUUGUGCGCAAUUUUGUGUCUAUGAUUUACAGCGAGUUGGAAUCUAAAACAGAGGAAGGAUCACAAUUAGACCGAUUAGUUAAAGAGAUUGCAUGUGCUUUCGAGCACACUCCGUGCCUUGAUUGGGCUAGAAAGACAUUUGAAAUGGCAAAAAAAUCUGGAAGCAGUCUUCCGAUGCAUAUUCGUCAGUUAUUUUACUGUAGCGUCGCCAGAGUUGGCGGGGAGGAAGAUUGGCAAUACUUCCUGCAGAAAGCAAUAACCACGUCAGACAAGGAGGAGAAAAAUCGACUCCUGUCAGCGCUAGCAUGCUUUCAAGUGCCCUGGAUUUUACAAAAAGUUCUUAAAAUGACACUUGAAGAAAAUUCCUUCAGUGAAGAAGAGAGUCGAAUUAUUUUGGAAUCGUUAUCAAAACAUCCAGAAGGAGCUUUUGCUGUUCAAAGAUUUGUGGAAAGAAAUUAUCCAGAUAUAAUUAAAAGGUAUGGACAAUCACAUUCAAUGAUGAAGGCUUUUAUCACAGCAAUGUCCAAGUCUUUGAAGUCAGAACAAGAUUUAUUGGAGUUUCAGGAAUUUAGGGAAAAUAAUUUCGAUAGCCUAAAAAUCAUAGGCUACGACGUUGUACUUGCUGAAGUUGAAUCAAAUGUCUGGAUGCAGUGGAGAAACAAUUCAUUGGAAACAAUAAAGACUUGGAUCAACAAUUACAAUAAGUCGAUUUAGAAAAUUAAACCAAAAUUUUUCAGAUAAAUAAUAACGAAAUUAGUUUUACACAAGAUUUGUUUAAUACCGUUAAAGAAUAAUUCGAUUUUUUAAAUUGAUUUUUAAAAUGAUAAAUUAUUAAAUAUUCUAUAAAGAUUUAUGUUAUCUAGGGUGGUACAAAAACGCAUUAUAAUUUUUUUUUCUAUUUUCAUGCUCUUAACCACUAAAUUUGUUUUAAAAAAAUAAGACAUUCUUUUAUUUUGAAAUAAGUUUAUAUUCAGGGUUUCACCAAUAAUUCCAUAAGCAGAUCUUUUAAAAAAUGUUUUAAACAAUUGAGUUUUUUCUCGAAAUUCCAAGCUUAUUGUAAAUUUUUCGUUUUUCAGUGAGGUAAUAUUUAAUCAAAGUUAACAAACUUUCAGUGAGAGCGAGGAAAUAAUUUAAACAUUUGGUUAAAAAUGCAA